UCGUAAAAAAAAAGUGGACAUAAAGCGCCCCGGGCCUACAAAUCACCGGCGCCAAAUUAUGAGUUCGCUCGACUUCGCCAACGCGCUGUUUUCCAAAUACCAUCGAGCCGCCACGAGCUGCUCCACUCUUCUCUUCGCAGACCAUCUAACUUCUCCCGUCCCGACUUCUCCCACUGCUACCGCAGCUUCUUCUUCGUGCGCCCUCGUGUCCAGCGGAUAUCACCUCCAUGCGGCCGGUGGGAGAGGUCGCCCUCUCCCUCCCUCCUCCAUUUCUUCAAGUUCUUCCUCGUCCUUCAUCCCCUCCUGUUCCUCCUCGUCACUCUGUUGGUCUCUGAACCGGAGCGGCGGGAGCGCCCGGCCCAGCGCGCAGCCUUCCGAGCCCGUUGAAGUGUGCGCAGCCGGUCCACAGAGCUCCUCCCCGCAGGGAUGCGCCACGGAGCGGUUUCCCGGUCGGUCUCAGCUCUGCACGCUGGCCGGUCUCUUUGAGCCGCCCUGCAGGAGGCAGAGUUGCCCGGAGCAGCAGCAGUGGCAGUUAAACGAGGAGGAGCCACGUAUUUACCCCUGGAUGAGAAGCUCAGGUGUCGACAGGAGGCGCGGGCGGCAGACGUACACGCGCCACCAGACGCUCGAGCUGGAGAAGGAGUUCCACUAUAGCCGGUACCUCACGCGGCGGCGGCGGGUGGAGGUGGCGCACGCGCUCCUGCUCACGGAGCGGCAGAUCAAGAUCUGGUUCCAGAACCGGCGGAUGAAGUGGAAGAAGGAGAACCAGGCGACGAAGGGCGGCUCCCCGACGGCGGCGUUACCGACGACUGGAGAAGAGGAGGGGGCUGAGGAGGAGGUGGAGGAGGAGGAGGAGGAAGAGUGACACUU
This is a messenger RNA of Cyclopterus lumpus (lumpfish), 870 nucleotides long. RefSeq names its product homeobox B7a (gene hoxb7a). The coding region runs from base 59 to 865 and encodes 268 amino acids. NCBI's taxonomy places the organism in Eukaryota, Metazoa, Chordata, Actinopteri, Perciformes, Cyclopteridae. Gene Ontology annotation, cellular component: nucleus. The transcript has 2 exons. Gene Ontology annotation, molecular function: DNA-binding transcription factor activity, RNA polymerase II-specific; RNA polymerase II cis-regulatory region sequence-specific DNA binding. The record is from RefSeq and is a predicted model, not a curated record. Gene Ontology annotation, biological process: regulation of transcription by RNA polymerase II; anterior/posterior pattern specification.